Molecule: messenger RNA, 4771 nt
Organism: Aphidius gifuensis
Lineage: Eukaryota; Metazoa; Arthropoda; Insecta; Hymenoptera; Braconidae
Product: ubiquitin-protein ligase E3B
Exons: 5
Coding region: 494-3703 (1069 amino acids)
Biological process (GO): ubiquitin-dependent protein catabolic process; protein polyubiquitination
Molecular function (GO): protein binding; ubiquitin protein ligase activity
Source: RefSeq, a predicted model, not a curated record
GUGUGUGUAAAAUAAAAACAACAUGGCAUCGUAAAUAUCGUGUAGUAAAAUUUCGAUUGUGAUUAAAAAAAUAAUUACACGUUUAGCCUUUGGACAAUAAAGUGAUACGCUUGCUUCACGUUCACCACUUUCUUGACAACACAUGCAACUUCUCUCCAUUUGCCAAUCUUUUGAUCCUGAAACCUUAAAAAUCAAGCUACUGCAACGACCAGUACAAGCAUAACUUGCAAUUAAUUUUGGUACACAUCCAGGAGCUCUAAGAGUGUGAAGAACUCUAGUAACUUGACACUCAUCAACACCAAUAACACCCUCGACAAGGCUUUGUUGACAGUGGAGUACUCCAACAAUCACUAAUACGCUUAAAACUAUCGUGUUUAUUCGUGACCUGUUUGUGGAAAUGGAAGAAAUGCAAACUAUGAUAAAACAAAAAUAAUCUUGAUACUAACGAUAGGAUUAUUCAAUCAUCUUAUCUUUAAUUAAAAUCAAUUCCAAAAUGUUUGAAACUGAGAAAUCAUCAAAAGGUAGCUUCCUUCAACAAACAAAAUCAGCAAGAGAAGAACGUGCUAAUGAAAAACGAAAAGAAGCCGCAAUUAUAUCUAUUCAGGCUUUUGUUAAAGGAUGGCUAGCUAGAAAAAAAAUUUCUAAUAAAAUACUCCAUGAAUUUGAUGAUUUUUUUGCUGAGAAAAUAUCAGGGGAUGGUUCAUUUCAAUUAAAGCCUGUUCUAGAAGUUUACAAGCAUAUUUCUCAUUUUCUCUUUGUUUUCAAAAUGGAAAGAGAUCAACAAAGACUAGAAAUUUUGUGUCGUUACAUUUCUCAGUCUUUGGAAUCUGAAUCAUCCAAGUUGUCGUAUGUCGGUGUGGCACUGAGUAAAGAUCAUUCAAUUGCUUGGAUUUCACAAAUAAAAAGAGUACUUUAUCACUGUAUGGCAGGCUUGGAAAAUCUUCAACCUGAAUAUCCUGCAGAUCACAAAUCCAUUUUAUUACGUUUGCACACACUUAUAUGCUUCACUUCUUCAAGCACUUGGUCAAUUCAGCGUGUUGAAGGAAUGAAAAAACUCAAGGCUGGCAUGAAUCAACUUUGUGCAAAUAUCAUGGGUCACUUGGUCAACAAUGGGUUUUAUAUUGUGAUGAAGAACUUAUUAGUUAAAGGUCUAGGGCGUGAGCAAAUAUCACUUAAGCCUGUGGCUCUUACUGCAGCUGUGACAUUAACUAUGCGUCCUUUGAUAUCAUCUCAAAUGUCUGACAAGCUCAUAUCACUUUUCCUCAUAAAUGUAUUGAGUGUUCCAGCAUUAGUUUAUCAUCUAAACAUUCAUUCCUCUGAGUGCAUUUCAGUCAUGAUUAGCCAUAAUUUAUUGUCACGCAGUUUAGUGUUUUUAAAUUCUGAACAAAAUCUCAGAAUAAUUUUCAAUGCAUUAGAAGGCAGCUAUGCUCUUUGUUUGCUUGCAAAUAUUAUUCAGCUAGCCAAUAUUGAAAGAGAUGAAAUUAUUCAAGAGCAUUCUUUUCCUACUUUUACAUUUGUCGUAACAAAAAUGCUGGAAUCAUGUCAACAGUAUGUUGUAUCAAAACAGAGCAAUUUAACACACUGGCAUCCUGUAUUAGGAUGUUUUGCUCAACCAGUUGAUUCUUCACUUUAUGGUGCCAUAAUUUAUACAAAAGUGCAAUUGGCUUAUCUUUGGUCAGGCAAAAUAAUUGCUCAACUCAUUGGUAAACCACUUAUUGAAAUUGUGCAAAAUGAAAAUAAUCCAAUACAUAUUGAACUUCAAACUACUUCAGUUACUUCAACAAAUAUUUUUCGACGUACUUUUAUGGAAUCACGAACAAAUCGAGCCAAUAAUAAUAAAAAUUAUAAAAAACUUGGCAGCAAUGAAACUACAAAAAUUGCUUUAAUAUGUUCACUUUAUCAGACUGCAUUACACACACUGACUCAAAUGAAAUUAGACAUUUUGACUGGUUUGUGUUAUCAAGAUAAAAUUUUAUAUCAUAUGUGGUUAUUUUUAAAUACACUAGGACCACAUUGUGGCUUGAAAGUAUUUCUUGAUCAUCUAGCAGCCAAUACAAAAUGUUCAGCACCAGAAUUUCAGCUACUUGUUUUAUUUUGUGACUGUAUGACUCAUUACGUGACAAUUCUUGAUGAUAUGGAAAUGUAUGAGCAACAAGAACCAUUUAAACUCACUGAUUUCAUAUCAAUGUCAUACUUUUUAAAUCAAUUUCUAUAUAAAGCAGUAUUGAACAAUCUUUUUGAUGUUAAAACAACUUCAAAUAAUCCAUUGUUCACCUCACUUCAUACUCUACUUAUGGCUAUCUACAGACGUGAUUGUAGAAGAACUUUUUGUCCUGAUGGACACUGGUUAGCAAAAGAAGUACGUGUCUCAGGAUUUCUUGCAGAUUUAGAAAAAGGUCGUAGAGGUGCUGCUUUAUUACUUUCAAAAAUGCCUCAUGUAAUACCACAUUCAGAACGUGUAGUGCUUUUUCGAAAGCAUGUUGCUGAUGAAAAAGCAGUUCUUGGUUUAACUGAAAGUGCUUGUAAUUCACAAUCAUCAACAUUGAUUACAAUUCAUCGUUCGAGAAUUGUUGAAGAUGGUUACAGGCAACUUGCUAUUUUGCCAUCACAAGCACUCAAGGGAGUCAUACGAGUCAGAUUUAUUAAUGAACAGGGCCUUGAUGAAGCUGGAAUUGAUCAGGAUGGUGUAUUCAAAGAGUUUCUUGAGGAAACUAUUAAAAGAAUAUUUGAUCCAUCGUUAAAUCUUUUUAAAGCAACAUCUGAAAAUAGACUGUAUCCUUCACCAACUUCUUAUUUGCAAGAAAAUCAUUUGCAAUUAUUUGAAUUUGUUGGAAGAAUGCUAGGAAAAGCUGUUUAUGAGGGCAUUGUUGUAGAUGUACCAUUUGCUUCUUUUUUUGUUUCACAAUUUUCUGGACAAACUGGUAAUGCACUUUACAGUUGGCUCGAUGAAUUGGCAUCAUUAGAUCGUGAUUUAUAUCGUAGUUUAACAUUGGUUAAACAUUAUAAAGGAGAUGUUAGUCAGCUUGAGCUAACAUUUUCACUAGAUGAAGAUGUAAUGGGUGAGCUAAUAACACACGAGCUAAAUCCCGGUGGUAAAGCUGAACCAGUCACAAAUCACAACAAAAUAAAUUAUAUUCAUCAUAUGGCACAUUUUAGAAUGCAUAAACAAAUUAAAGAUCAAACAGCAGCAUUUAUAAAAGGAUUCAAAUCAAUUAUUAAUCCUGAAUGGUUAUUAUUAUUUUCAACGCCUGAAUUGCAACGUCUCAUAUCAGGAGAUAAUGUCCCUGUUGAUUUAAGAGAUCUUCGAAAGCACACUCAAUAUUAUGGUGGCUUUCACGAUAGUCACAGAGUUGUCUGUUGGUUAUGGGAUAUUCUCGAAAAAGAUUUUACCGAAGAAGAGAAAGGCUUUUUUCUCAAAUUCGUUACCAGUUGUUCCAAGCCACCUUUGCUUGGUUUUGCUCAUUUGGAACCUUCUUUUUCAAUCAGGUGUGUUGAAGUUGGUGAUGAUGAAGACACAGGUGAUACAAUUGGCAGUGUUAUAAGAGGAUUUUUUACUAUUAGAAAAAAAGACCCACAAAAUCGACUACCGACAUCAUCAACUUGUUUUAACCUUCUUAAAUUGCCUAAUUAUCAGAAAAAAAGUACUCUAAGAGAAAAAUUAAGAUAUGCAGUUACUUCAAAUACUGGUUUUGAACUCUCAUAAUUUUUAACUCAUAAUAAAUGUUAGGAUUUUACGAUUUAAUGAAUAAAAGGAUAAGAUGUAUAUGUAGUUUUUACCAAAGAGAAUUGAAAAAUAUUUUACGUGAAAUUUCUGUUUUGCCUCGUAAAAUUUGGCAAGUCGCACAAAAUUCUGAAUGAUCAAUUUUGAAAUUAUAACUCUUUUCAUAAUUUUAAAAAUAAAAAUUUAUUGUAAAAAAUAUAUGAUAAAUUAAUAAUAAUAAAAAAUUAAUUAAAACAAUAUAAAUAUAUAUAAUAUAUAUACACCAUCCAUUGAAUCGAAGAAAAAAAAUAAAAAUUCUAUCGUCAUAAUUAUUAAUCAUGACAAUUUCAAUUUAAAGCUGACAAAUAGAAAGACGACUAAGCCAGACCAACCAAUUGGCAUUGUGACACCAGUCGUACCAACAUGAUUCUUCCCGCGUGUUUUCCCACUCCCAUUAUUUUAGUAGAUAAACAAGAGGAAUAUGGAACUCUAGAUAAACGAAACAACGGACCUGAACUGUUCAACACUUGAGCAAAAAAAAAAAUGGAAACAAGACAGACAGGAAAAAAAAAAAAAAAUUAAAGAUAAAAAUUAUUGGUGGAAUUUGAGUUGGACAAUCUCACUUUCAUUGUGUCUCAGUCUCUCUCUCUCUCUCUCGUGUUGUUGCAUUAAAAACGUGUUUAUUUUUUGUACAUUAUAUUGUUAUUUGAUUGUUAGUUAAUGAACAAAUAGCGAGCAUUGUGUCAAUCUGUGUUUAACAAGGCGUGUUGUUUAUCGUUCUGUUGGUCAAUUUAAAUGUAAACUAUUCAUAAUUUUUUUUAUCUUAAUAUUAUAAUCAACACAAAGUUCAAGGGAACAAUAUAUAUAAUUGUGUUGUUUUUUAAUUAAAAAUAUUUCAUACACAGCGUCUUAAUGACAAUCGUUAAAUGUCACAUCGAGGUUAUUAAUGUCAACGACAAUAAAUUGACCUGAUACCUUGGGUCAACAUGAACAAAUAACAAGUUGACAAAUUUAAGCCAGAUAAAUUUAAGCCAUGCCAAAAAUAAUGUGUUGUUUUUUUUUUUUUUUUUU